Trifolium pratense (red clover) is the source of this 3455-nucleotide messenger RNA. RefSeq names its product calmodulin-binding transcription activator 4. Gene Ontology annotation, biological process: regulation of transcription by RNA polymerase II. Gene Ontology annotation, molecular function: transcription coregulator activity; protein binding; double-stranded DNA binding. NCBI's taxonomy places the organism in Eukaryota, Viridiplantae, Streptophyta, Magnoliopsida, Fabales, Fabaceae. The coding region runs from base 358 to 3267 and encodes 969 amino acids. The transcript has 13 exons. Gene Ontology annotation, cellular component: nucleus. The record is from RefSeq and is a predicted model, not a curated record.
AAGAAGGACAUAAAGUAGUAUACAACAAAUAGCAAUAAAUAAAUAUCUUACUACAACUCUUGUUUUGGUCUUUGCUUGGUCAUCGUUGUUAUUCUUGUUUAUUGCAUAUCAUAGAAAAUCCAAGCACGUUAUUCUUGACUUCAAUUUUUUUUUUUUUUUCUUUCUUCAACUCUGUUCAUAACUGAAACUCUGAUCCAUUUCAAUUUUCCAACUCCGUACUUUACCAAAUCCACUUCUUUCUUUCUUUCUCUCUCUCGCGUCUCAAUUUUCACUACUACGCAAUCAAAUUCUACUGUUUCAGUACAACCAAAAAUGCUCUCUUCCUUUUGAUUUUCAUUCUCCAGAUUCAAUUACACCAUGACAAUAUCUAUUGGUUUGGAAUACAAUAUUAAUGAUUUGUAUCAAGAAGCUCAAAGGAGAUGGUUGAAGCCUGCAGAAGUCAUGUACAUUUUACAGAAUCAUGAACAGUAUCAGUUCACUCAAGAGCCCCCGCAACAGCCCACAAGUGGUUCCCUGUUUCUGUUUAACAGAAGAGUACUGCGUUUCUUCCGUAGAGAUGGUCAUGCCUGGCGGAAGAAAAGAGAUGGAAGAGCUGUAGGAGAAGCCCACGAACGGCUGAAGGUUGGAAAUGUUGAAGCCAUAAAUUGUUACUAUGCACAUGGAGAACAGAACCCUACUUUCCAGAGGCGGAGCUAUUGGAUGUUGGACCCGGCAUUUGACCAUAUUGUUCUCGUGCAUUACAGAGACACAAGUGAGGGAAGGCUCAGUUCUGGACCUGGUACACAACUGUCACCGGGUUCUUCUUCUGCAUACAGUCAGAGUCCUAGCUCAUAUAGUAAUCAUAACCCGGGGUCAACGUCCAUUAUUGAUGAUUCAUAUGAACCUAAUCAGAGUUUCUAUAGUCCUGUAUCUGCUGAAGUUACCUCUGCUAACAGUGGAAUGAGUCACUCGGAAGGAACAGAAGCAGAAUCUGGAACCUCAGCUGACCUUAAGAUUACUCAAGUUUUGCGCCGAUUGGAGGUUCAGUUAAGUUUGAAUGAGGACAACUUCGAAGAAAUUGCUCCCUUCCGCAAUGAGCAUGAAGUUACCCAUGAUUCAAUAGCACAAAACCAUCAAGCGGUGAUCUGCAAGCAAGAGGAGUCUGCUGCUCUGUCUGGACCGGAUGAUCAAGGGCUAUUAUAUGAUGGAUAUAACGGAAGGCAAGGUGAUAAUGGUGAAAGUUAUCGUGAAUUACUAGACCAUGAUUUCCCUGAUGGAAAUGAAAAGGCUUUAUCUUGGAAAAAUGUAUACAUUCCAGCUGGAAAUCAGGAGAGUUCACCAUCUUCUUCAAUAAGGGAACCAGUUACCAACCUGGAAGACGAUUGCUGGGCAAAUUUCAACACAAAUAAUGCUGGAAACUCUGUUUUCUCACUACCUCAAGCUGUUGGUGGAGUCACACUUCCUCCAUAUUCUUCUAUGGUAGAAACACAAGAAGCUAGUUCUGGCUACUAUGCGACAUUGUUUAACCCAAGCCAAAUCGGAGCAUCUCAUGAUGCAGGUUCAAGCUUAACUGUUUCACAAAAACAAAAAUUUACCAUAAAGGCAGUCUCACCGGGAUGGGGUUAUGCCUCUGAGACUACAAAGGUUUACAUUAUUGGGUCUUUUCUCUGUCAUCCUUCCAAUUCUGCUUGGGCCUGUAUGCUUGGUGAUGUUGAAGUUCCUGUGGAGAUAAUUCAGGAUGGUGUAAUGUGUUGUGAAGUUCCAUCUCAUAUUCCUGGAAAGGUUACUCUGUGCAUUACAUCUGGAAACCGGGAGUCGUGCAGUGAAGUAAGAGAAUUUGAGUAUCGUGAUAAGACUGAGAGUUACACCCACUAUACUCCAUCUGAAACUGAAGCCAGCAGAACUCCAGAAGAGCUGUUAUUACUUGUUAGAUUUGGGCAAAUGCUCCUUUCUGCGUCAUCUGUAAGUAAUGAUAACAACGAAUCGGGAAUUUUCAUAAAACAGAAAGCUGAUGAUAAUUCAUGGAGCCAUAUUAUAGAGGCUCUUCUAUUUGGCAGUGGAACUUCUUCUGGUACUAUCAAUUGGCUUCUUGAAGAGCUUCUAAAGGAUAAGCUACAGGUGUGGCUUACAUACAGAUCCCGCGAAAUAGAUGAAGAGACGGGCUGUUCUUUGUCCAAGAAAGAGCAAGGGAUUAUUCACAUGGUUGCUGGGUUGGGUUUUGAGUGGGCCUUGAACCCUAUUCUCAGUUGUGGUGUGAAUAUUAAUUUCCGUGACAUCAACGGGUGGACUGCCCUUCAUUGGGCUGCACGUUUUGGAAGAGAAAAAAUGGUUGCGUCGCUUAUAGCUUCUGGUGCAUCUGCUGGAGCUGUGACAGAUCCAAGUGCACAAGAUCCAACUGGUAAAACUGCAGCAUCAAUUGCAUCUAGCAGUGGGCAUAAGGGACUGGCAGGGUAUCUUUCAGAGGUAGCUCUAACAAGCCAUCUGUCAUCGCUUACACUGAAAGAGAGUGAGCUGUCUAAAAGUUCUGCGGAGCUUCAAGCAGAUUUAACUGUUAGUAAUGUCUCCAAGGAAAAUAUUGCUUUCAGUGAGGAUCGGGCCUCACUUAAAGAUUCUUUAGCUGCUGUCAGAAAUACAACUCAGGCAGCUGCACGGAUACAAGCUGCUUUUCGUUCACAUUCAUUUAGAAAACGGAGAGCAAAAGAAACAAAUGCGGUUAUGAGUGGACAUGAUAUCAGUGCAAGUAGCUUUGGUGACAUGCCAGAGCUUUAUGCUAUGUCAAAACUUGCCUUUCGGAACUCGCGUGAAAGUAAUUCAGCUGCGUUAUCAAUUCAGAAGAAAUAUCGAGGUUGGAAAGGUCGCAAAGAUUUUCUAUCAUUGCGCCAAAAAGUAGUGAAGAUACAGGCUCAUGUGAGGGGUUACCAAGUUAGGAAGCAUUACAAAGUAUUAUGGGCAGUUGGAAUCUUGGACAAGGUUGUGCUAAGAUGGCGUAGAAAAGGAGUUGGUUUACGAGGUUUCAAACCAGAGGUGGCGGUUAAUGAAAACGAAGAUGAAGAUGAAGAUGAAGAUAUUCUCAAGGUGUUCCGAAAACAGAAAGUGGAUGGCGAAAUUGACAAGGCUGUCUCAAGGGUGCUGUCCAUGGUCAAAUCUCCUGAUGCUCGUGAGCAAUAUCAUCGCAUGCUUGAGAAGUAUCGUCAAGCCAAGGCCGAACUUGCACAAACGAGUGAAGAAAAAUCGUUAACAACUUCUAUAGAAGAUUACUUGAACAUGGAUGAUGAUGAUUUUUAUUAAUAUCCCUAGGGAGCAAUGCUAGCCUUACUAAUUUCAACUCUAUCGAAUUAUCAGUUUCUGACGUCAACAUUUUGUUGGUCUGUGUAUUUGUAUCUAAUGCUUAGAACAAGUUGACAUGUUAGGUGUUGAAACAGUAGAUUGUAUGUAUAUUAGUGAUAAUGAAAAUUAAUUGUUGCAUUCGUGUGUAA